This is a messenger RNA of Oncorhynchus tshawytscha (Chinook salmon), 2788 nucleotides long. It is a transcript of the gene ikzf2, whose product is annotated as IKAROS family zinc finger 2. Gene Ontology annotation, biological process: regulation of transcription by RNA polymerase II. The coding region runs from base 483 to 2072 and encodes 529 amino acids. Lineage: Eukaryota; Metazoa; Chordata; Actinopteri; Salmoniformes; Salmonidae. The transcript is spliced from 8 exons. The record is from RefSeq and is a predicted model, not a curated record. Gene Ontology annotation, molecular function: RNA polymerase II cis-regulatory region sequence-specific DNA binding; DNA-binding transcription factor activity.
UAAAAACAAGUUGAGUCUUCGACCCCAUUGCUGCUGUAGUAAAAACAACAUCCAGCGAUACACAGUCUAUAAAUGUUGACGUGUCCAUAUUUAGGCUUAUGAAGGUGUACUUCAUAGAACACUGUAGGAUACAGGGAAGGUGUGUGCGGGGGUCACGUUUGAGGUGGAAAAGUUGACGGUUUAGUUCAGCACAGAGGAAGUAACCACCAAAGCUACUUAUUGAGGAGUGCGCUGCUCUGUUCCUAAACUUUAUUCAGGUUGUAUGCGGGACAGGACAGUGUUAUACUCAACUGAAGUUUUUUGGGGGGCAUCCCACUUUUUUUGGAGGAGAGUUUCCCUUCAUUUUUUUGUUUGUUAUUGUCUAUCAAAAACAUAUUAGGCUACUGAGCAUUUGCAUUUGAAUUUUAAGAGGUGCAGCUUCCGCUGACGAAGAUCACUGAUUAUCACUUGAACAGGGGAGACACAAAAGCUCUCCACCAACUAUGGAAACAGAGGCAACUGAUGGAUAUUCUGCAAGUAAUGGAGACUGCUCUCCCAGGAAGACAGAGAACUCUAGAAUGUUGGUGGACCUGUCGGCAAACACACCCAAUGCACAGCAGCCCCAGGGUCCUUAUUCACCGACUGAACACACCAUCAAACAAGAAGAAGAGACAGAAUAUGAAAGGGACAGGAGGACCACAGCUGAGGAUAUGGGACAAAGUGGGGAAGAGGAAUCGGGAUUGGAAGAGCCCAUAAUUGACAGACCAAACAACCUACAGGAUGGGGUCCCUGGGUCAGAUGGGUCAUGUGACCCAGGAACUCAGCUGCCCAAUGGUGAUAGGCCGUUCCAGUGUAACCAGUGUGGUGUGUCGUUCACUCAGAAGGGCAAUCUGUUGAGACACAUCAAACUGCACACGGGGGAGAAGCCCUUCAAAUGCCCCUUCUGCAGCUACGCCUGCCGCCGUCGUGACGCACUCACAGGCCACCUACGCACACACUCAGUGGGUAAACCACACAAGUGUGACUACUGUGGGCGGAGCUACAAACAGAGGACAUCAUUGGAGGAGCAUAAAGAGCGCUGCCAUAACUACCUUGAGAGUGCUGGCAUGGAUCCCACCUCCGUCACUGGGCCUUAUCCAGGUGAGGUCCCUAAAGAGCAGAGGCCCCUGGCUGAGGCCGCUGCCAUGGCAACAUUAAACCGGCCACCUGUCAUUGAGAAACUGCAGAGUAAUGUAGGGAAGAGGAAGAGUACCACUCCACAGAAGUUUGUGGGUGAGAAGAUGAUGCGUUACAGUUACCCAGAGCUGAGCUAUGAGAUGGGUCUGAAGUAUGAGAAGGAGGCAGAGCUGAUGCAGGCUCACAUGAUGGACCAGGCUAUCAACAACGCCAUCUCUUACCUGGGCUCUGACUCCCUGAGACCCCUGGUCCACCAUCCCCACCCCCAUGGUCCCCACGGUCCACAGCCGUCUCUUUCUAUGGCCGAGGUGGUACCCAUGGUCAACCCCCUCUUCCACCACGUCUACCCUCUGGGGUCAGGGCUGCGUAUGGACCGACCAGGUGGCCGCGACGCCCCACCUCAUCCUUCACCUCUGCCCCCUCCUCCCCCUGACUUCCAUCCUUCCUCCAACGGGCCCAUCUCCCUCACCAGACCCAAGCAGCACCACCCACAGGGUACCAGAGAGGAAAAAGAGUCUCCUAGCAACAGUGGGCUGGACUCGGCCGACUCUGCCCGGAGCAGCCCACAGGAUAGGCUGGGUUACCAUUGGAACAACCCCCACCACCGUCCCAGAUCCAACCCAGCAUAUGGCGGCAGAGAGGAGGGGCGAGGCGUGGCUGAGGUGGCCCAGGGAGUGGCUGCAGAGAGGCCUAUAAGUCGGGAAGGGGUGCGUGUGUUUGGGCGAGAGGGGCGGAAGAUGAGGGUGUUCCAGUGUGAACACUGCCACAUUCUCUUCCUGGACCACGUCAUGUACACCAUCCACAUGGGUUGUCAUGGUUACAGGGACCCGCUGGAGUGCAACAUCUGUGGCCACCGCAGUAAGGACCGCUAUGAAUUCUCAUCUCACAUCAUCCGCGGGGAACACACCUUCAACUAGAGGGGUGGACUGGACAGGAGCCACCACUGGUCCCCGCCCCAUCCCACCUCAGGACAGUGAUGUUGAACUAACUGUGUGUGGUCAAUGCAACCAACUAGGAGAGAGAGAACUAACCAACAUUUGCUGCAGCAUAAUGAUACUAGCUAUAUAUCAUUCCAAACAAAUAUAUGAAGGUCUGGGCCAAAUACACAUUUGAAUUGUGCAAGGUGUUUUGAAGAAUUUGAGGUUGAGAUAUAUAUCUCAAGUGAGGGAUUUUUUUGGGGAGUGAAGAUGAUCACAAAGAAGUAGUACACCUAGACAGUUUUGUCAUGGUGUGUCUCAGAUUGUCACAGAGCAGCUAAUACUGUGAGUAGUUCGAUUAUAGUUUAUCCCUGUUCCUUUCUUUCUGAAUAAUGUACUGUUGGACUUGUUCGUUGCCACAUAGACUGCCAUGUAAGGUCUCAACUUAUCAAGGGGGCUUUCCCUGACCCCACCAACUGAACCAUACUUUAGAAUAUAAUAUUCUUUCUUGCAACAGACUGUAUAUCUUCUCUGUCUUUCUAACUGCUAACUGCACAGGCGUGUUGUCACACUAGCCACAUUAAAGAAUUACAUUUUCUGCAGAGGGAAAGAGAAAAGUGAGAGAGAAAGAGAGAGGGCCAGAAAGAAAAGGAGAGAGACAAAAAAAAGAGAAAUAUGGAAGAAAGUGAGGGAGAGGGAGAAAGAGAUGAGAGAGA